Molecule: messenger RNA, 1958 nt
Organism: Arachis duranensis
Lineage: Eukaryota; Viridiplantae; Streptophyta; Magnoliopsida; Fabales; Fabaceae
Product: lysophospholipid acyltransferase 1
Exons: 9
Coding region: 288-1679 (463 amino acids)
Biological process (GO): phospholipid biosynthetic process; lipid modification; triglyceride biosynthetic process
Cellular component (GO): membrane; endoplasmic reticulum
Molecular function (GO): acyltransferase activity
Source: RefSeq, a predicted model, not a curated record
CGCCUGGCGGAGUUCUCGGAAAACAUUACUAUCUGUCAGUCUUAAAAAUAAAAUAAAAUUCGCAUAUCAGAUUCCCACGCUCGUCGGUAAAUUCCAUGCUUGCACUCGAGACAACUACCAUUAGCAUUGAAGCCAUAUAGGGUUGUCGUCAGUUCGAAGGAGAAGCAUAAGUACAACAGAGAUAAGUAGGCUGUAACUGAAGCUAAAGUAGAUCUACAGCGAAGAAACCAGAAGGAAACACUUUUGAGUCUUUGAACUCUCAAGUCUGACUCAAAACGACGCCGCAUAUGGAGGAGCUGCAGAUGGAUUCCAUGGCGGCAGCCAUAGGGGUUUCUGUUCCCGUGCUUCGCUUCCUUCUGUGCUUCGUUGCCACCAUUCCUCUCAGCUUCCUCUCCCGCUUCGUCCCCUAUGGCUUCUCCAAGAACCUCUACUCCGCCGCCGUCGGCGUCAUCCUCUCCUACCUCUCCUUUGGUCUCUCCUCCAACCUCCACUUCCUGGUUCCCAUGUCACUCGGCUACGUUUCCAUGCUUCUCUAUCGCCCCCGCUGCGGCAUCCUCACCUUCUUCCUCGGAUUCGGUUACCUCAUUGGCUGCCAUGUAUAUUACAUGAGCGGUGAUGCAUGGAAGGAAGGGGGUAUCGAUGCCACCGGGGCCUUGAUGGUUUUGACUCUUAAAGUCAUCUCUUGUGCGUUUAAUUAUAAUGAUGGAUUACUGAAGGAGGAAGGUUUGCGAGAGGCUCAGAAGAAAAACCGUUUGAUUAAAUUGCCUUCACUAAUUGAAUACAUUGGUUACUGCCUCUGUUGUGGCACUCACUUUGCUGGCCCGGUUUAUGAAAUGAAGGAUUAUCUCGAUUGGGCAGAAGGAAAAGGGCUUUGGAGCACCGAAGCAAAAGGGCGAUCUGCAUCACCAUAUGGGGCAACCUUACGAGCUAUCCUGCAAGCUGGUUUUUGCAUGGCCUUGUAUUUAUAUCUGGUGCCUUACUUUCCUCUUUCCAGGUUUAAUGAUCCUAUAUACCAAGAAUGGGGAUUCUGGAAACGGUUGGGUUACCAAUAUAUGUCUGGUUUCACAGCACGCUGGAAAUAUUAUUUCAUCUGGUCGAUUUCAGAGGCUACUGUGAUCAUUUCUGGGCUGGGUUUUAGUGGCUGGACAGAAUCUACUCCGCCAAAGCCCCGCUGGGAUCGCGCAAAGAAUGUAGAUAUAAUAGGUGUUGAGUUUGCCAAGAGUGCAGUCGUGUUGCCACUUGUGUGGAACAUUCAAGUCAGCACCUGGCUUCGUCAUUAUGUUUAUGAUAGGCUUGUUCAGAAUGGGAAGAAACCUGGUUUCUUUCAGUUACUUGCCACACAGACCAUCAGUGCUAUAUGGCAUGGAUUAUAUCCUGGUUACAUCAUAUUCUUCGUUCAGUCAGCAUUGAUGAUUGCUGGUUCCCGAGUCAUUUACAGAUGGCAGCAAGCAGUGCCUUCAGCAAUUAAGAAUGUGUUGGUGUUCAUCAAUUUUGCCUAUACACUUUUGGUUCUGAACUACUCGUGUAUUGGUUUCAUGGUAUUAAGUCUGCAUGAAACUCUGGCAUCAUUCAGAAGUGUGCACUUUGUUGGAACUGUUGUUCCUAUUGCCAUGAUUCUUCUUGGAUCCAUAAUCAAGCCUGGAAAACCUGUCAGAUCCAAAGGUCAGAAGGAGCAGUGAGGCAGUAAGAGCAGUUUUCUGUGGAUUUUUUACAUCAAAUUAGGGAUUAGCUUUUGGCAGUCGUCUCCUCUGUUAUUUAAUGUUUUGUAACAUCUCAUUUGCUUUUGAAGUGGUUGAACCUAUUUACACUUUUGGCUUUGGCAUUGAAUUGUAUCAUCAGAGCAGAGUGUUGGGUCUACUUUUUUACAUGGUCAUAAAUAACUGAACAGUGGGGCUAAUUAUUGAAGAAACUGAUGAGAAAUAUAAAAACCAAAUUUUACUGUUGUGGUUGUAUUGUGA